UUACUUUACUGUCCCAUUCUGUGAUGAGGAUUCCGUUUCAUUAUUACUGAUACCAUUGGAACCAACAGUGAAGAAAAUGGUCGUACUAGUCACUACCCGUUCUACAAUCAGAGAGUAUCUCAUAGAUGGUAAAAUAGGAAGCCGUUUGUCUGUCAGGCACCAGAGAUGUUCGUGGAACACAACCAUAGGGUCCUCGGGUAUAAAUGUAGAGACUUCAUUACCCAGUGUUCUCUACGUCGAGUCAAGGGAGAGCACUUUCAUUGUUCCAUCUCUCCAGAGUUUGGGGACUGCCUAUGUCGUACAGACGUUAUGGAGUGAAUUACAGACUCAUCAGAAAGGAAAACUGGAAAAACUUCAUAAAUAUACAACUGUGGUUGCAAUUUUUUAUUCAUUGGCACCACGGGACUUUACAACUGUGUAUUUAAAUUUGGAUGGUGCAGAGCGGGUAAUAACAUGGUUCCUUAAGGCCGACACAUACCAUUUUCUUUUGAACAAGGGUGAUUCUCUUUACGUUCGAUGUGACUGUGAUGUUUCAACGAUAACGAUAAAUGGUAGCAAACCUGUUUUUGUCGCUAUGGGCACGAUAUACAAAGAGAAUUAUAUGGAUGUUACCAUUCCACCAUCUAAGGAAGGCUGGGGGAAAAGAUUUUUCAUUGAUGAUGAGAUUAGCUCUUACAAAAUCUUUGGUAAUACCAACACAACACUCGUAGCAAGAAGCGCAAGCAACAAGACAAACACCUUUGACUUUGCAUAUUUUCCGGCAUGCCUCUCCCAACUUCAAAACGAAGGCUUUCCGUUCAUUCUAGAAUUCUCCAAACCAGUGCUGCUCCUGCAAUUCGUUCUCAUUAAGCAUCAUCGGGGCACUUCUUUCAGAACAAAAUAUGUCACUCCUGUUUCUUUUUACUUUCAAACAAAUUUAUUUGAAGAUGUCCGUCAAUUUUGCCUUCGAAACUUUUCUUUUAAUUCUUCCGAAGAAAUUUCCAACUCAACAAAAUUAACACAUCAAAUAAUUAGCAUCGAGGAAGAGCAGUACACAAGUAUAACACUUCAUUUCAACAAUUCCGAAAACCAUUCAGUGGUCAAGAGGUUGCAAAAAAUCCAUGAAAGUCGUGCUGUAUUCUCGGGUUAUAUGUACUGUGGAUCGAACACACGGCUGUAUCCACACCCUGCGGCUUGGCAGGUCCACUCAUGUCAAACUAAUCUGGAAACAUGUCUUACUGAUGUGGAUCCUCCAAGUAAUGACCCAACCUUUACCCAGUUGAUCCACGAUCCUUACAUAGCAGCGUCUAUAGCCUCAGUGACCUUCUCUCUCGUCUCUGGACUUCUAGCUGCCGUUGUGUUUAUUGCCUUGGUGUACUUAGUGGACCAGAUUAGAACUAGACUGGUAGGACCUACCCAUGUAGGACCUCUUAUACCAUAGCAAACUGUAUUUAUGAUUUGU
Saccostrea cuccullata (small rock oyster) is the source of this 1441-nucleotide messenger RNA. RefSeq lists its product as uncharacterized. The coding region runs from base 77 to 1420 and encodes 447 amino acids. Lineage: Eukaryota; Metazoa; Mollusca; Bivalvia; Ostreida; Ostreidae. The transcript has 4 exons. The record is from RefSeq and is a predicted model, not a curated record.